Botrytis fragariae is the source of this 5604-nucleotide messenger RNA. RefSeq names its product putative ankyrin repeat protein. The transcript has 7 exons. The record is from RefSeq and is a predicted model, not a curated record. NCBI's taxonomy places the organism in Eukaryota, Fungi, Ascomycota, Leotiomycetes, Helotiales, Sclerotiniaceae. The coding region runs from base 1 to 5604 and encodes 1867 amino acids. Gene Ontology annotation, molecular function: protein binding.
AUGGAUAUCAAACCACAAACUAUGGAAACCACGAAGAUUGCAGAUGCCCCAGAGGUCACAGAAACCACAAAGAUUAAUCCGCCGCCAAAAAAGCUCAAAUGUUUUCGUAUACGAGGAAUACCGAUGGGAACAACGAAAGAAUCUUUGGAAGAAGAGCUAAUGGUAUACCUGCCAACAAACAAAUCUGAUUCCUCCAUUACUCUUGCACGUUCAUCUUCUUCCAUAUUGGUGGCAACACUAUAUUCGUUCGAAACUCCCAACUUGCACUAUACUGUUGAUGACAAAUUCCUCGGAAUCACACCACUUUUUGAGAGCGACAAAGCAUCUGUAGACAUCAUUUCCAUCCCAGGUCUAGGUAGCCAUCCGAUCGGCUCGUUCAAAGGAAAAGAUAGUGUUUGGAUUCGCGACUUUCUUCCUAAAGAUCUACCAUCUGCUCGGAUUCUGGCUUAUGGAUACGAUACAUCAAUUCUAGUUAGAAAUGCAAAACAAUCUAUUUCUGAUUUAGCAAAAGCAUUUCUCAGUUCUGUUAUAGCGUUUCGUUCGGCCACCGAGACGAACCAAAGGCCGCUCAUUUUUGUAGCUCAUAGUCUUGGAGGGUUGCUUGUUAAAGAAGCUUUAUAUAUAGCUAUGAUAAGCGAUAGGAAUCGCGACAAUAUUGAUUUCUUCAAAUCGUCUUACGGCUUAAUGUUCUUUGGGGUUCCUAAUUUGGGCCUUAACAACAAGGCCCUUAUGCAGAUCGUAGCUGGAGGACUCAACGAACAAAUGAUCAAGGAUCUUCAGGUAGCCGAUGAAGAUCAUGAACCAACUCAGUUCUUAAGCACGAUCAAACAAAACUUUAAGCAAUGCUGUAAGAAAGGACGAUUUCAGAUACGAUCUUACUACGAACAGAAGGAAACCCAGAUGUUGGACAAUGGAUUGUUAGUAAAGGAUGGACCACUGUGCUUUAUGGUUUCGAAGAGUUCGGCUUGUCAAAUCGGCAAUGGUGACAACUUUUGCUACGAAGAAGGACUUCUUAGAGAUCACUCAGAUCUGGUCAAAUUUGCUGAUCAGUUUGAUGAUGAUUAUGGAAAGGUACUUCACGGGCUGAAAGGUCUUGUCGAUAGCGCGCCUAAUGUUAUUAAAGCAAGGUUUGCUUCAAUUAAAAAACUCUCCUCAGCUGAAAAGAGUCAUUGGGACGAUCUCAAUGUCCCCCCUUAUGGAAGCUUCAAAGAAACCAAGAAAGUACGAAAGGCGGUCGAGGGAACUCUGCAAUGGUUGGUUACUGACCAGCCCUCAGAGUUUCAAGACCGUCCCGAUAGACUUCAAAAAAGCGACUUUAUUGAAUGGCGAGACUCUAAUCAAUCAUGCGUCUUGCUAAUCACUGGAACUCCUGGGCAGGGAAAGUCUGUUCUAUCCAACUUCGUCAUAGAUCAUUUGCAAGAACAACAAAAGCCUCAAAAUAAGAUUGUCUAUUACUUUUGUAAUAUCAAGAAUGAUGAAAGUUCCCGGACAGCAUCAUCCAUUCUCCGAUCUUUCAUUGUUCAACUUUGUGAGGACCGGCGAUUAUACCAGAAGCUUCCAAACCGCUUUCAAAAUAAGGAUGAGAAGAAGGAAUUUUUUACAGAAUCCUUUGAUAGCCUUUGGGCGGUCUUCUUCAAUUUGAUUUCCACAGAUAUAUAUACUAAUAUUUAUUGUGUUAUUGAUGGACUCGAUGUCUAUAAUACAGAGAUAAAUAGCGUACUCAUGAAUUUCAAAAAGCUCUUUGAUACUAUUGGUACUGAACAAUUUCCUCUAAAAUUGCUUUGCACAAGCAGGCCGGAAGAAUUCAUAAUGGAUGUUGGCUUUUCUCCUUCAAAAACCCUUUGUGCUUCGGAAAAAGACUUGACGACAUUUAUUACCUCUGAAUUAUUCUUUUUUACAGAAGACAAAGGGUUCACAAAAAGAAUGAAAAGUAUCAUUACUAAUACUGCACGAGCAGAGGAGGGAAGAACUUUCCUUUGGAUAAGUAUACUUCUCCGUGAGCUUCGAAAACUCAAUGCACCAUCUAUUCGAGAUAUUGAGAACAAAAUCAAACAGCUUCCAUCAGAGCUUACUGAUUUGUAUGAUGAUCUAGUUGGGAAAGCGUUAAAAGACCCAAAAAAUGGAGUGGUAUUAGCCUGGAUAGCAUAUGCAGCACGUCCACUUUGUUUUCAGGAAUUGGGAGAUGCUUUCGCUAUUAGUAUGACAAAAGAAGCGAAAAGUUUAAGAGAUUGUGAGAAUGAAAGAAUAGUUUUGGAUUCUAACUUUAUUCGAAGGAACCUCAACAGCUUGAUCGAUGUCAUUGGCCCGAACCCUUUUCUGAUCCAUCAAACAUUGCGCGAUUAUCUUAAAAGUUCGGGAAUGUUGGAGAAAUCAGAGAUAUUGAAACAAUUUGAACGACCGGAACUGCUGCUUGCUAACACCUGUAUAUCCUAUCUGAAUUUUAACGAGCAUAUGAAACAUGCAUCAACAAUGAGAGAUGAGGACCCAAUAGAAGAUGACAACUCAAUAGAAGAUGACAACUCAAUGGAAGAUGACAACUCAAUGGAAGAUGACAACUCAAUGGAAGAUGACGACUGCUUUCUUUCUUACGCCGCAAACUUCUGGUAUGAACAUAUUGAUAUGUUAGAAGAAACAGAAGAUAAUAUAAAACGAUUAAAAUUUGUUUUGAGUAAAGAAGGACAGACACUAUGGGUAUACAGAAAUGAAAGUUUGGAGUGGCGAAACGAAGCAAUUCCGAUAUCGAUUUGGACUAUUGCAAUCAUUAUUGAUAAGGAAUGGCUAGCGAAGAUCCUUACGAGUGUGAUCCCGAAUAAACUAACAAAUGAGUUAGGGGAUAGAUAUAUUAUUCCUGCAGCUGAAUCAAGCUUGAACGUAUUCCGAGAACUGCUUUAUGGGCCAUAUUCAAAAACAGUACUAAUUACUAAAGGAGUCGUGAAGGCAGCAGCUGGAAAUGAGGAAAGUGGAAAGGAGGUUAUGAUGUUAUUAUUGGAGAAAAGAGGGGCAGAUGUGGUUAUUACAAAAGAGGUGGUGAAGGCAGCAGCAAGAAAUAGGGAAAGUGGAAAGGAAAUAAUGAUGUUAUUAUUGAAGAAACAAAAAGCAGAUGUGGUUAUUACUGAAGAGGUAGUGAAGACAAUAGCAAAUCAUUGUGGAAAAGAGAUUAUGAUGUUAUUAUUGAAGAAAAGAGGGGCAGAUGUGGUUAUUACUAAAGAAGUAGUGAAGGCAGCAGCUGGAAAUGAGAAAAAUGGAAAGGAGGUGAUGAUGUUAUUGUUGAAGAAAAGAGGGGCAGAUGCAAUCAUUACAAAAGAGGUGGUAGAAGCAGCAGUAAGAAAUAAAGCGAGUGGAAAAAAGGUGAUGCAAUUAUUGUUGAAAAAAGGAGGUGCAAAAGUAGUAAUUACAAAAGAGGUGGUAAAAGCAGCAGCGGAAAAUUGGAGAAGUGGAAAGAAAGUUAUAAUGUUAUUGCUAGAAAAACAAGAAGCAGAUUUGGUAAUUACAGAAGAGGUAGUAAGAGUAGUUGCGAUAAAUUUGGGAAAGGAGGUGAUGAUGUUAUUGUUGGAGAAACGAGGAGCUAUAGUAGUUUCGGAAGAGGUGGUGAAGAUGAUAGCGAGCCAUUUUGCAAGGGAGGUGAUGAUGUUAUUGUUGAAGAAACAAAUGGAAAAUGUGGUUAUUACAAAAGAGGUGGUGGAGGCAGCAGCAAGAAAUGAGAUUAUUGGAAAGGAGAUUAUGAUGUUUAUAUUGGAGAAACGAGGAGUAGAAGUAGUAAUUACGGAGAAGGUGGUAAAGGCAGUAGCUGAAAACGAGAGAAGUGGAAAGGGGGUAAUGAUGUUAUUGUUGGAGAAAAGAGGGGCAGAUGUGGUUAUUACAAAAGAGGUGAUGAAGGCAGCAGCAAGAAAUAGGGAAAGUGGAAAGGAGAUAAUGAUGUUAUUAUUGGAGAAACAAAAAGCAGAUGCGAUUACUACAGAAGAGAUGGUGAAGAUAAUAGUAACACAUUUUGGAAAAGAGGUUAUGAUGUUAUUAUUGGAGAAAAGAGGGGCAGAUGUGGUUAUUACAAAAGAGGUGGUAAAGGCAGCAGCAAGAAAUAGGGAAAGUGGAAAGGAAAUAAUGAUGUUAUUAUUGAAGAAACAAGAAGCAGAUGUGGUUAUUACUGAAGAGGUAGUGAAGACAAUAGCAAAUCAUUGUGGAAAAGAGAUUAUGAUGUUAUUAUUGAAGAAAAGAGGAGCAAAUGUGGUUAUUACUAAAGAAGUAGUGAAGGCAGCAGCUGGAAAUGAGAAAAAUGGAAAGGAGGUGAUGAUGUUAUUAUUGGAGAAAAGAGAGGCAGAUGUAAUCAUUACAAAAGAGGUGGUGAAGAUAGUAGCUGAAAAUAAGGAAAGUGGAAAGGAGAUAAUGAUGUUAUUAUUGGAGAAACAAGGAACAGAUGUGGUUAUUAUAAAUAAGAUGAUAGAAGCAUUAGUGAUGAAUUUUGAUAUAGAAAGAAAGGUAAUGCAGUUUUUGUUGGAGAAACAAAGGGCAAAUAUGGUUGCUACAAAAGAGCGGAUGAAGAUAAUCGCAAAUUGUUUUGGAAAGGAGGUAAUGAAGCUGUUAGAGAAACGAGGAGCAGAUAUAGUCAUUACAAAAGAGGUGGUGAAGACAAUUGCAAAUUGUUUUGAAAAGGAGGUAAUGAAGUUGUUGAUGGAGGAACGAUGGGAAGAUGUAGCUAUGAUGGAAGAGGUGGUAAAGGCAGCAGUGAUGGAUGAAGGAAAUGGAAAGGAGGUAAUGAAGUUGUUGAUAGAGAAACGAUGGGCAGAUAUAGCUACAAUGGGAAAGGUGGUAAAGGCAGCAGUGAUGGAUGAAGGAAGUGGAAAGAAGGUAAUGAAGUUGUUGACGAGGAGACGAUGGACACAUGUAGUUAUGAUGGAAGAGGUGGUAAAGGCAGCAGUGAUGAAUGAAGGAAGUGGAAAGGAGGCAAUGAAGUUGUUGAUGGAGAAACGAUUGGUAGACGCAGUCAUUACAACAGAGGUGGUAAAAGUAUUAGUGAUGAAUUUUAAAGUAGGAAUUACAAAAGAGGUGGUGAAAGCAGCAGCAGGGAAUGAGGAAAGUGGAAAAGAGGUGAUGAUACUCUUGCUUGAGAAACGAGGGGCAGAAGUAGUAAUUACGGAAAACGUCAUCAAUGCCGCCGCUACAAGUGGACAAGAAGCAGUUCUAUAUAUUAUUGAUAUACAUCUAAAGAUCCUAUCAUCUCAGCAAAAGUGGUUUACGAUUGCUCAAUUCUAUAAAGCAGCUAAACUUGGGAACAAAAGGAAAAUUCAAAGCUUGUUAGAACGAGGGGUUGAACCGGACCUUUCAAACCCUAGGAAGGUGACAGCUCUAUGCAUCGCUGCUACGAAUGGUCAUAUCGAGGUAGUCCGGUUACUCCUUGGGACGAAAUCCGUCAAUGUCAAUGCCAUUAGCGUUUCCGGACGAUCACCUAUCUUCUGGGAAGCUGCCAAAGGACAUACAGAAAUUGUGAGGCUCUUGUUAAGCGCCAAGGCAGAUCCGACCUUUAUAGAUACCGACGGCGAUACAGUGCUUUUGGUUUCUAAACGAUGUGGAUUUCGUGAGAUUGUGGAUAUGUUAAAUGCUUGGAAGUAA